Molecule: messenger RNA, 760 nt
Organism: Cucurbita maxima (winter squash)
Lineage: Eukaryota; Viridiplantae; Streptophyta; Magnoliopsida; Cucurbitales; Cucurbitaceae
Exons: 2
Coding region: 156-482 (108 amino acids)
Biological process (GO): translation
Cellular component (GO): ribosome
Molecular function (GO): structural constituent of ribosome
Source: RefSeq, a predicted model, not a curated record
CUUCCCUCCGUCUUCCUUCGUCUCUUUUCUUCAUCCCAAGUUUCGACUCUCUAACCGCAGCUACCGUCGCCGUCCCUUCACUGUUGCUUAUCGCCGCCGACAGAGCCCACUCCACCUGCUGUAAGAACGACAAACCGAGUGGUUGAACUCUAGUAAUGAAUUCGUUGUCGCGAAACCUAUCAUGCUCCAUCAGAUCUUCGAUGCACACCAAUUGCCUGAAACACCUUCACUAUCAGCAGCAGCAAUGGAGGGGGAUCAGAGUGAAGGUACUGAAUGGAAAUCUGGAGCGGGCACUCACAUUUUUGCAAAGGAAGAUGCAAUCGAGCGGAAUUGAGCGGCUGAUUAAGCGUGAACAGACUCAUCAUAUCAAGAAUUCUGAGAAACGUGUUUUGGCCAGAAAGAAUUUGGAGCGCAAAAUUCGAUCGCAGGACCUCGCUCGCAAGCUCAAAGCCAUCCUUAUAAAGAAAGUCAGGGGUCUGUAAGCAUGUGGUAUGUGGCAUUAUAGUUUCACAAGCAUCUCUUCUUAACUAUGGCUGCCUCUUAAAAGUGCAAUUGAAGUUCCUUUAUUCAGCAGGAAGGCGCCAACGAGCUGUUUAUCUUACAUGGCUUUCUAUCGUUCUUUUUUCUCUUAUCUGAGCAAUUUUUCUGCCCGCUAUGGUACCUCCCAAAUUCUAUUGUUCCUCUUUUGAAAUAUAUUAAAAAUUGCCCAUAAGUGUCCUAUAAUAGUGAGUUUAAAGUGAGUGGACUCAAUUCAAUGGUG